This is a messenger RNA of Sinocyclocheilus grahami, 2655 nucleotides long. RefSeq names its product serine/threonine-protein kinase 10-like. Gene Ontology annotation, biological process: protein phosphorylation. Bases 213 to 2609 code for a protein of 798 amino acids. NCBI's taxonomy places the organism in Eukaryota, Metazoa, Chordata, Actinopteri, Cypriniformes, Cyprinidae. The record is from RefSeq and is a predicted model, not a curated record. The transcript is spliced from 14 exons. Gene Ontology annotation, molecular function: protein serine/threonine kinase activity; ATP binding.
GCGGACGCUUGCUCGUGGAUGGAGGGGAACACUUCUGUCACAGUUUGAUGUGAUUUUAUUUCUUUAAAUGAUGAAGGUGUCUACUUGCGUGGAGUGUUGGACAGUUCUCAGCUCACACGUUUUUUUUGUUUUUUUUGACUAGUGAAUUAGUUAACUAAUCCACCGACUACAUCAUCUGUAUUUUUUAGCAUUUGCUGUCUCUAUUAUUUAAAAUGGCUUUUGCAAAAUUCAGCAAGAUCCUCCGACUUCCUACAAUUGAAGUGAAGAAGAAAACCAAACAAUAUGAGCACGUUCAUCGGGAUGUAAAUCCGAACGAUAUUUGGGAAAUUAUCGGGGAACUGGGCGAUGGCGCUUUCGGAAAAGUUUAUAAGGCCCAGAAUAAAGAAACCGGUGCACUAGCUGCAGCCAAAGUCAUCGAAACCAAAAGUGAAGAGGAGCUGGAGGACUACAUGGUGGAGAUCGACAUCUUAGCGUCCUGCAACCAUCAGUACAUCGUCAAACUGCUCGAUGCCUUCUUCUACGACAACAAUCUGUCGAUAAUGAUCGAGUUUUGCCCCGGAGGUGCUGUCGAUGCCACCAUGUUAGAGCUGGACAGGGGUCUUGAAGAGCCUCAGAUCCGGGUGGUCUGUAAGCAAAUGCUGGAGGCUCUUCAGUAUCUCCACAGCAUGAAGAUCAUCCACAGAGACCUGAAGGCUGGAAACAUCCUCCUCACGCUGGACGGAGACAUCAAGCUAGCGGAUUUUGGAGUUUCUGCAAAAAACACCAAAACUCCUCAACGACGAGACACUUUUAUCGGGACGCCAUAUUGUUCGGUGAAGACCAACCGUCCGCUGAGAGAGCUGGUGGCCGAGGCCAAAGCCGAGGUGAUGGAGGAGAUCGAGGACAAUCAUGAAGAAGCAGAAGACCAGGACCCUGCUGACCUCUCACCUGUACGGCUCGGACAUCUCUCACCCAUCACACAUCUCUCACAUCCUUUCGUCAGUUCGGUGAAGACCAACCGUCCGCUGAGAGAGCUGGUGGCCGAGGCCAAAGCCGAGGUGAUGGAGGAGAUCGAGGACAAUCAUGAAGAAGCAGAAGACCAGGACCCUGCUGACCUCUCACCUGCGCCCAUCAAAGACCCAUCAGAAACCAGUGAGACUAGUUUAUAUGGGGACCAUCGCCACAAUGGAGCUCCAAUGGAGCUCGAGGAGGAGCCCAGGACCCCUGUGUCCACCGAAAGCCCUUUGAAAGAGCAGGACGAUCUCAGCGACAGGUUUCCAGAGGAGGAUCACGACAAACCUGAGAGCGAGGCGUCAGGCAAGACCUCCAGCUCGGACUCCGGCAUCGAGGAUGGAAAAAGCACACCCACCUCCGAGGAGGACCCCAAGGCGGUCGAGAGCUCAGAACCAGAGCUGCAUUUGCUGGGAACACCAGAACCUUCAGAGUCAUCCGGAUCGUCCUCAGAAACCACGGAGCAACCCUCAGAGAAACCGGAGGAGGAGGACGCUCACGGCGCAAGGGAAAUGCCUAGCCAUGGCAUUCUGAACCGAAUCGAGUCCAAAGAGCCGAGCAAUCGCAUGUCUGGGAUGAGCGACAGGUCCUCACUGGCUGGAGACGAUGUGGAAAGGUUAUCAAAACGAUACUCUGAUGUGACGAGUGAGAACAUGGACAUCAGCUUGAACCUGUCCGGUGAUAUGUCUGUCAACAAAGACUUGGGCACCAUCUCUUUACGGGACAACAAGAAGACGCUGAAACGCACGCGUAAGUUCCUGGUGGACGGUGUGGAGCUCAGCGUCACCACCUCCAAAAUCAUCACUGAUGACGAGAAGAAAGAUGAAGAAAUGAGGUUCCUCAGGCGUCAGGAGCUUCGAGAUCUGCGUCUGCUGCAGAAAGAGCAGCAUCGCGCUCAGGCUUUGCUCAAUCUGAAGCUGAAAGAGCAGCGGGAGCAGAUGCAGCGCAGAUUCGACCAGGAGAUGAAUGUCAAACAAGAAGUGGAGAAACUGCCCAGGAGUCAGAGGAAAGGAAGCAUGAAGAUCAAAAUGAACAACUUCCAGCAGAUGAAGGCAGACGAGUGGCUGUGUGGAAGGUGCGUCUCUGAGCCGUGUCUGUGUGUGCUGUCUCAGGAGCAGGAGCAGAUGCAGUGCUACAACCAGCGUAUGAUCGAGCUCCACAAGGCCCGACAGCAGCAGGAGAAGAACAGGCUGCCCAAGAUCCAGCGCAGCGAGGCCAAAACACGCAUGGCCAUGUUCAAGAAGAGCCUGAGGAUCCACUCCAGCGGAAGCUCCGCAGAAGACCGCGAGAAGACCAAGCAGUUCUCCAGGCUGGAGGAGAAGAGGCAGAAGGCCGAGCGCAUGCACCAGCUGCAGAAACACGAGAACCAGAUGAGGGAGAGGAUCAGCGAGUGCGAGGGAAACGCCAGAGAGCUGCAGCAGCUGCAGAAUGAGAAGUGUCACCUGCUGAUAGAAAACGAGACGCAGCGUCUGAAGGCUGUGGACGAGCAGCACAACCAGCAGCUGAAGGAGUGGAGGGAGCACCUCAAGCCCAGGAAGAAGGUCUGCGCUUCACCAAAUACCACAAAAAAUAUGUAUUUGACUGACAAUGUAAUUGCAUUGAACAAAACAGACAAUUAAUGAAUCGUCAGCACUAAAUGCAUGAUCGUGACAGGCCUAUUUAAUA